This is a messenger RNA of Aureobasidium pullulans EXF-150, 1060 nucleotides long. RefSeq lists its product as uncharacterized. Gene Ontology annotation, molecular function: ubiquinone binding. Gene Ontology annotation, cellular component: mitochondrion. The record is from RefSeq and is a predicted model, not a curated record. Gene Ontology annotation, biological process: cellular respiration; ubiquinone biosynthetic process. Bases 190 to 1002 code for a protein of 270 amino acids. Lineage: Eukaryota; Fungi; Ascomycota; Dothideomycetes; Dothideales; Saccotheciaceae. The transcript has a single exon.
AUUCUCCACAGCCUGUCAGCGCGUCAUGCAGUUUGCUGUUGAAAGUCAGAAUAUCAGGGUUCCAUUGACCAGUCGCUUGUCAGGUCUGGCUCAUUUCUAAGCAUUCGAAGGUCCAAUUCUCCUUUUACCACUUCUACGACACAUCCUCAAUCCUUGUCUACCACCAAUUCACCACAUACGGAAUUCAACAUGAAGUCAAUUCGCACCAGCUCUGCACUGGCAUCUCAGUUCUCGGCCACGACAUGUUCACGAGCAGCAAUUGCAUCCCGCAACUCCACCUCUCCGCAAACCCGCUCAUUCUUCCCGAAUCCCUUUGCAUCCCAAAGCCUCCAAACGUUAACAGCAUCUCGCAUCCUCCCUUACGACGCAAAAACUCUCUACGCAAUCGUCGCCGACAUCCAAAGCUACCACAAGUUCCUCCCCUUCUGCAUCUCGUCCAAUGUCACCAAGCAAUCCUCCCCGGAUGCAGAAGGAAAGACAUGGCCUGAAGAAGCAGAGCUAGUCGUCGGCUACAAAGACGUCAUGCGCGAGUCCUUCUACAGCCGCGUUUACUGCGCCCCCGAAGACUUCAUCGUCGAGUCCGUGAGCGGAGAAACCGAUACCACCGUCCCUUCUGCCAGCAUCAAACACCACAGCACCCGUCCCUCGCCCGACCAAGAUCCCGCUCGCAAUGCUACUAUCCUUACGCAUCUCCGCUCUCGCUGGACAUUGAGUCCUUUCCCGUACAAACCUGGUCCCAUGGGUGAUGAGAGGCCUCAAGAAGUCACUUCGGAUAUCCCGCCGAGGAUGCAGACCGAGGUUAAUCUGUCCAUUGACUAUCAAUUCGCAAAUCCGCUUUACACUACGCUGAGCGCGGCUGCUGCGCCAAAGGUUGCGGAGAAGAUGAUUGAGGCUUUCGAAUUGAGAGCGAGGGAGAUGUUGGAUCGUCCUGCUACCAGCAAGACUGCCAAAUUCAAGGGUGCCAUGGGUAUUCCUAGCGUUGGUGAGAAGGCAAAGGCUUAGUCUGGUUGCACAAAAUCAAGAAGACGAUAUGUAAGAUAUUCAUUGUAUGAGUAGCUAG